AUGAACGCGUCCUCCAGGUGGAGCGGCAAACGGCAAAAUGUCUUCAAGUCUGUCUUUGACACGGACAUAUCGCAGCCCACUCCGUAUUCGACACCAUCUCAGAGGUUCGCCUCCCAGGGAGAGCCAUUCGGCGGUCCCCCACCUCCGCCCUCGCCAGCACACCAUCAGUCGCCCUCGCGCGCCCACUUCGCCAGCAGCAGUAAACUUUCAGAUUCUCAAAGCUCGCUUCCAUCAACCCGCUCCAACGCUCUUCCUUCCAAUCAAGCCAAUGACCAGAUUAGGUGGGAUCGAGCGUGGCACGUGGUGACGACCCGUAUUCAACUUCCCCCAUCGGUGGCCGCUGAGGACUCAUUCGGCACACUGGCUCCCGAGUCUCAAGACUACGAUGCGGACUUCUACGACAGUCUUAGCCUGGUUCUCCAUCCCAGGAAGCACGCCCAGCACGCCGCCACCACCGAAGACAUCCUCUCCUGGCAUACCCAGCAGGUCCGCCACCACUUCGCCCAGCACGUCCUCCCCCUGUUAUCUGCAUGCACCACAUACGGUGACCAGGCUCAGGUACUCCUCGGAAGUAUUCAUACGCUGGAGGCAGCUCACCGCCAGUACCUCUAUGGGCUGUCCCUUAUUGUGCGGGGCCUGGACAACAAGCGUGCAGACAUCGCCGCCGACAAGUUCAGGCGUGAUUUGCACGCAGUCAUCGGCAAUUCUAUGUCGCAGGCGCUUAUGGAAUCCCUCCGAGCCGUUCUGGGUCGCUUAACGAGGGUGAUACUGGGCAUGCAGGCUCGCUCUUCCUUCGGGGCAUCUCGCGGAAUCGACUUGCAAAGGAACAGUCAGGUAGCAGUACCAACACCAGCACCCGCGGUGGCAGCGCGGCAAGAACUUCUGCAGCUGAUCGAGACACUGCACAAAGUUGGACUUGCUGGGGAGAGGUUCCAGGUCUUACUCGCCGAGCUGAUGGACGCCAUGAUGAUCGAGCAUGUAAAAACAUCCUUCGCUGGCGUAUGGACACAGUCACACGCAGGCAGCGGGAAGGAUGCUCCGCGCGCCUCGUCGGUUUCUCGCGCUGCGAAGCUUGGCGCGCCUUCGCACUGCAUCACAGCACUCUGCGACUGGGUCGAGAACCACUACUCGCGGCUAGCAGUUGAAGUGUUUGCCCGCCUCGGCAGCGGGGAUAUUGCUUGGGCCGAUGUCGAGAAGUGGAAGGAGAUUGCAAUCGGCCGCUUGGCCGUCAUGCGCAUCCAUGAACUUUUCGACAUUGUCCUGCAGUGGCCUGAAAGCAGAGGAGCCCUUGACGACCUCCGCAGCGCUAUCACUACGCCUCAGAGACGCUUGCAACUGACGGAUACAUUUUCGGCUGCAUUGCAGAAACGGUUGUUGCAUCCCGGCAGGUCGACGCUCGACAUACUUCGGGUGUACAUCUCCAUGAUUCGGACUUUCCAUGCUCUUGACCACUCCAAGGUGCUCCUGGACCGAGUGGUACAUUCGCUCCAGCUUUAUUUGUGCCAGCGAGACGAUGCCAUCCCCAUUGUUGUCACAGGACUCUUGUCCAAUCCGGACGACGUUCACACAGAAGCAAGCAAAACGAAGCUCGUCGAGCUGGCAGUUUUACUCAAUGAUCCGUCACAGCAGCGGCGUCCUGCCACGGAUGAAGAGGAACUGGACUGGGACGACAUGGGGUGGAUCCCGGAUCCCGUGGAUGCCGGCGUCAACUACAAGCGUCCCAAGUCGGAGGACGUCAUCGGAACACUUAUUAACGCUCUGGGCUCACAGGACAUCUUCAUCAAAGAGUUUCAGAACAUCAUCGCAGAAAGGCUGCUGUCCACACAAGCCGAGUUCAUCCAAGAAAUCCGGGUGCUCAAUCUACUCAAGAAGCGGUUCGGAGAUAACGCCCUGCAAAACUGCGAUGUCAUGAUCAAAGACAUCCAAGACUCGAAGAGAGUCGAUUCCAUCAUCUCCAAGACAGUCAGGACAGGCUAUAUCGGUGGACCUGUCCGGAAGUCCAAAGAGCUGCCGUCCUACCAUACGAAGAUUCUCUCCCGGUUAUUCUGGCCGACGAUGGAUCGGGAGCACUUUAUCCUCCCACAACCCGUUGCAGAGGUCCAAGGGCACUACGAUGGUGAAUUCGAGCGUCUCAAGUCUUCUCGCAAGCUGACAUGGCUCAACAAUCUCGGGAACGCCACCGUCAGCCUCGAGCUGGAAGACAGAACUGUCGAGAAAGAGUGCAAGACGUAUGAAGCCGUCGUCAUCUACGCUUUCCAGGAAGACGCAACCUACAAUAGACCACUUCCCGUGCGUCGUACCAUCGACCAGCUCGAAGAGAUUCUCCAGAUGGACGAUGAUCUUAUCCGGUCUGCCAUCUCCUUCUGGAUCAGUCAGCGUGUCCUUCGCGAGACCGAGCCGGGCAAGUUUGUCGUCCUGGAGAAUCUGGAUGAUGAUGCCAACGGCGGUGCAGACCCCGUGGUACCUGGUCCAGACGAAGCACCUGUCCCCGAGUCGGGUGAUCUCUCGCCCAAGAAGCCCAGCGCGCUGGACGCCAAAGAGCAAGAGCGACGACAUAUGUACUGGCAGUUCAUUGUCGGCAUGCUCACGAACUCGAGCCCGGCCAUGCCGCUGGGUCAGAUCGCCAUGAUGAUGAAGAUGCUGAUCGCGGAUGGGUUCCCCUGGAGCAACGAGGAGCUGCAGGAGUUCCUUGCGGAGAAGAUGGCGGAGGAAGAGUUGGAAUUGGCAGGCGGCAAAUACCGGCUGCCCAAGAAAUGA
Colletotrichum higginsianum IMI 349063 is the source of this 2757-nucleotide messenger RNA. RefSeq names its product Cullin family protein. Bases 1 to 2757 code for a protein of 918 amino acids. Gene Ontology annotation, biological process: ubiquitin-dependent protein catabolic process. NCBI's taxonomy places the organism in Eukaryota, Fungi, Ascomycota, Sordariomycetes, Glomerellales, Glomerellaceae. Gene Ontology annotation, molecular function: ubiquitin protein ligase binding. Gene Ontology annotation, cellular component: anaphase-promoting complex. The record is from RefSeq and is a predicted model, not a curated record. The transcript has a single exon.